UUAUACUUGGAUUCAUGUUUGGUUAACAGAAAAGUUUUGAUUUGUUGUGUAUUUUGACGUUAAUUAAACAAGUAACAUAUGGUGCUAUCUGAGCAAUAGAGAUUUGGAUUCAUGUUUGGUUUUUGGAUUGUAUUUUUUGCUGGUAAACAUGACAUAGAGCAUUCUUCUAUAAUUGUUGUCUGUAGCUAGUUUUCAACAUUGCAUGACUUGAUUUUUAACUGUUGAAUACUAAAAGUUUGUGUUUCUACUAAUCGGGCUAUGAUAAAAUCCGGAUGCCAUUGCUUGAAUCUUUUCAUUUCUGAUGUCUAUUUUACAGUCUCAACUAAUAAGGGAGAGAUUUUUCAAUGUAUCACACAGCUCAGUAAAUCAAAUGUCAUAAUGUAAGUGGAGAUAAAAAAAAUUUCUCAACUGCCUAUUCACUUAUAUUAUGACACCUGAUGUACCAGAUUGUGUUCCUGAUACAAUAAAAAAAUCCCUCCUAUUAAUGAUAUUUUUCUAGCUAUACUUCCUGAUAUGAUAUGAUAUGCCCUAAAUAAUUACUGCCGGUGUUGAAAUGUGCAGUCCUUUGAUCUUAUUGGCUAGAGAGAAAAAAGAGGGCAUCGUAAUGGCAUUGGUGGUCCAAGUGGUCCUGGUAGGCAAAAAGCAGGAAUGCAUGGGUUUGCUGCGUUCCCAAUCUUAUAUUGUAAUCUAAAUGUUUACUGAAUCUUAGCAGGGAAGGUUGCAUCUGUUAUUCGUUGCACUGCUGUGUCAAUGGAGAAUUAUUAUGAUUUACAAAUGAUGAAUUUAUUUAAAUCUAGACAGUUCAGAUUUUUGAAAAGAAUCUUACGUCAUAUUAAAAGACCUACGUGAUAAACGUGAAUUCAGUUUGUCUUAAAAGAGAAUGGCAAUGCAGCUAGCAGCUUCAAUUUCUGCCACUCGACUCAAAUCCUAGCUCUCUGCAAGCUAUUCUCUCUCCACCUUGCAAACUGAAAACCUCGUCGUACCUAUUUAGGGUCAUUUAGUACAUAUAUAUUUGAGUUAUUAUGGAUGGAAACAUCAAUAGAUCAGUAACUUUAGAUGAGGAGAACCCGGAAGGACAGAAAACAGGCAGGUUCGUCAGUAUGGUAACUCCAGAUGUGGAGAACCCGGCAGCAAAGAAAAUGAGCAGAGAGGCUGGAGAACGUUCGAAAUCGAUGUGCAGCAGGGGCCUUAACUUGAUAAGGAAGAUUCGUAACUCGCAGCUGGGGCCUUACCUUCCAAGAUGGAGCAGUAUAUAUGUGACAUCAUGCGUAUUUGCUGUCUCUCUUGAUCCUUUCUUCUUUUAUGUUGUGGUCGUCGAUCAGAAUCAGGAUAACAAGUGCUUUGAAAUAGACAAAACGUUGGCUAUUGUUGUUUCAAUUAUGCGAUCGAUCACGGAUGUCAUUUUCGCAGCGCAUUUCAUAUGUGAAAUCUGUAAGGGUGUUCAAAAUCCAAAUCCAAAAACCCUGAAAAAAGGAGCCUCUUCGAAGAUGGAACAAACCGGGAGAAAUUCAGAUAAGAAAACGAAAAUCAGAGAGUUGACUGAUCAAGUGGUCAUGAAAAUAGCUCAGAAGAUGCCGUGGUUAUCUAUCUUUACUGUAAUAGACUUUUUCGCUCUUCUUCCCCUCCCACAAGUGCUAAUAAUAGAUAUGUUUUACACAGUGGAAGGCUCAGGAUAUGUGGAAUACAACAAGGUCAUGAAUGUCCUGAAUGUUAUUCUUCUCUGUCAAUAUUUUACAAGGAUUUAUCUACUAUCGGCCAUAGAAUACGAAAUGACUAAUAGCAUAUGGGUUAAGGGUCUAUACAACUUGUUUCUCUACAUUCUUGCCAGCCAUGCACUCGGAGCUUUUUGGUACCUUUUUUCCAUUCAACGAGAGAUAUCAUGUUGGCACGAGGCUUGUGUAAAUCAUAGUAUAGAUCACAGGGAAUGUAUGAAUACUUACUAUUGUGAUAGUCGGAAUACUACGGCAAGAAAUAUAAGAUUUCUAAAUAAGCAUUGCCCGUUGGAUACUCCAGAUGGUGCUUUAUCUCCGUUUAACUUUGGAAUAUUUCUUGAUUCCUUAAAGAAUCUAAACACGGAGCAUAUAAAGUUCGAAAAGAAGUUCUUUUACUCUUUAUGGUGGGGCUUGCGAAAUCUGAGUAAUUAUGGGACCAAUCUGACAACAAGUACGUAUGUGUGGGAAAACGUGUUUGCGAUUUUCAUUUCUGUCGUUGGCUUGCUACUGUUUUAUUAUUUCAUUGGAAACAUGCAGACUUAUAUGCAGAUAAAAACUACAAAAUCAGUGGAGGAGAUGAAAACUACAAAAUCAGUGGAGGAUAUGAAACAAGAAGAGUUAAAAAAAGAAGAGUUGAGACAAAAGACUAUGCUGAGGAAGCUAGACGCACAGUGUUGGAUGGCCACAAAUGAAGUCCCUCAUGAAAUAAGGGAAGAAAUCUUGAGAUGCAUAAACGACCACAUUGAUGCUGAUCUCCAUAAGUUUCUAUUCUCUUUUCUUCCCGUGAAAACCAGAACAUCUCUGAAGCAGUGGCUUUGCAUGAAAACACUUAAGAAAAUAAAAAAGCUUCAACACAUGGAUGAAAAAGUGUUGACGUUGAUGUGCGGCUAUCUGAAGCCAGUGACGUACAUUGAGAACAGCAUCAUUUUUCGAAUGGGAGAUCUACUCGAUAGCAUGCUGAUCAUUAUCGAAGGGACAGUGUGGACUUACGCGUCGACUGAUAGUCAAGCUGGGCAAGGAAUCUCAUUAAUGGACACCGAGCCCCUCGGGAAAGGUCACUGUUACGGGGAAGAGCUUCUCGAUUGCGCAUCAGACUGUUUCACAAAGCUUCCAGUCUCUAGCAAGCAUGUCAAAUGCCACACAAAAAUAGAAGCAUUUGUGCUCCUGGCCAAGGACUUGGAAACUGUAGUUUCCAGGUACCCGCUACUGUGGCAGAAAAGCGAGAAGGUUUCUCAUAAGGUGGAGAACAUAGCAGCUUCUACCAUAGCAAAAGCAUACCGUCAUCAUCUAGAGCGGCGGGCUGAGGCCUAAGUGAACUAGGUGGUUUAAGCAAGUUUUUGUUAUAAUAGAAGGCACUAAACGCUUAAUCUAUUAUAAACCCGGUUACAUUUAAUAGAAAACUUCAUUUAAUCCUUGGAAAAUAUGACUUUUAGAUUAAAAUCAUGAGUAAGAUUAAAAUCUAAUUGUAGUCCCUUGAUACAUUAAUAACCUUAUUUAUUAAUUAUAUUUUGAUUUUUUAA
Messenger RNA from Malus domestica (apple), 3232 nucleotides. RefSeq names its product cyclic nucleotide-gated ion channel 1-like. Gene Ontology annotation, biological process: transmembrane transport; monoatomic ion transport. NCBI's taxonomy places the organism in Eukaryota, Viridiplantae, Streptophyta, Magnoliopsida, Rosales, Rosaceae. The record is from RefSeq and is a predicted model, not a curated record. Gene Ontology annotation, cellular component: membrane. Gene Ontology annotation, molecular function: monoatomic ion channel activity.